Messenger RNA from Ostrea edulis (European flat oyster), 9268 nucleotides. RefSeq lists its product as uncharacterized. The record is from RefSeq and is a predicted model, not a curated record. The transcript is spliced from 18 exons. NCBI's taxonomy places the organism in Eukaryota, Metazoa, Mollusca, Bivalvia, Ostreida, Ostreidae. Bases 2244 to 7445 code for a protein of 1733 amino acids. Gene Ontology annotation, biological process: motor neuron axon guidance.
UUUGUACACGUGAAUCUGGUCAUAAAUAGCCAUGGAGAUAUAUUUGAGGGGAAUGGCUUACUUGAUAACUCUAGAAGUAUAUCAGUAAAAGUUCUUUCUCCGUCCUCGCCUGAUCUAGUAAUCACACAUCUUCACAGUUAUUUUAUAUCGAAACAAACACGCUUGGCAGUAAUUCUCUGGACGAUUAAAAACAUUGGAAACAGUAUGAAAGGAAAGAAGGAAUGGGUGGAUGAAAUAAGUCUGCAAACAACCGGAAGUGUGAGCAGAAAUAUCUCCUUAGCAAAUUAUAAACAGGUUUGGAGUCUUGAUACAGGUGCAGAAUACAUGGUGAAUAAAACAUUAGUGAUUCCCUCGACAUUAGUUGGUCAGUUCUACAUCAAUCUCACGACAGACAUAAACAACAAUGUUCAGGAGGUAAAUGGAGAAAGCAACAACUGGAAAAGAAGCAAAACCCCAAUUUUUUUUCCCGACCUCCCUAAAGUCGAUUUGAAAGCAAUUAUCACAUCGAAAGGUGCAUGUUCCAUAAAUGAGAUUGAAUCCUUUUGUAUAGCAUACACCGUUACCAAUGAUGGCGAAAUAGCAACAGGAAAGUCGUCAUGGAAUGAUGCUAUAUUUACAUGCAACAAUGAUGAAGAAAAUCCCCAGGAUCUCAAAAAACUUGCUUUAAUCAACCACAUUGGGGGACUAUCACCGGGUGAAUCUUAUUCUAAAAAUACGUCCGUACCAUUGCCGUCUAAAAUUAGCGAAGAACCAUACUAUAUUUUGGUUGUUCCAGAUUAUACAGAAAGCUCCCAUUCACUGACAAUUGAUUGUUCUGCUUCGCAAGGAAAUCUUCCAAUAAAAGAUCUUAUAGAAUAUCAAGCGCGUACGUUUUGUUCAAACCUCCAGGUGACCCUCACAGAUAAAGCACAGACACUCACAGCAGGUGACAUGAUUAACGUGGAUUACAACAUAAGUAAUUCAGGGCACUGUGGUUUGAAAAAGUUGUUCUAUGUCGCUUUGUUCUUGAGCAUUAGUAUUGAAAAUGAUCCUUUUGAACGAAAGAUUAAAACAACACUGAUAUCCGAUCCAGUACCUCGGAAUGGAACAAUAUCUGCUUCGUCCAUUGUCCAUCUUCCUAUUGAUAUGGAAAGUAGAGAUUAUUUUAUAGUGGUGCAAGUAGAUUCCCGCCAUGACAUAAUUGAAACAACUGAAAAUGAUAACAUUGCAAUAUCUGUGUUAAAAAUCAGACAAAAUAUCCUCACAGAUAUCGUGUUAUUCAAUGUGACUGCGCCAGAGGAAGUGGAAUAUGGUGAGAAAUUUACAGUUCAGUGGUCAAUCAUGAACAACGGUUCUGAAAAUGCAAAGGGGUACAAAUGCGAUUCGGUCUAUUUGUCACAGGACUCACAAUGGGAUACGACUGACGAACUACUUGGGAAAAUGCAAUGUAGCAAGUUUCACAUUAGUCAAAUUACCUCCGGUGGGAUAAUUAACACAUAUUCAGCUGCACUUCCAGCAUUGGCAUCUCUGGGUUAUAGAACUAUUGUGAAGAGUCGCACAAAUUUUAGAGAAUAUAAUCAAACUAACAACAUUGGUAUAUCACAAAACAGCACAUUAGUGAGAUAUCCUAUUUGCUUUCUUGGCCAAAACACGUCUUUUUCUAUAACUCUAGACGAACAGAAAAUCUUUAGAAUCCCCAAUAUUCCAGCUGCGCAAACGAUUAUAAUCAAAACUACAUCUAACGAUCCAUUAGCUUUCCACGAAUUCUAUGUCAAACAAUACACUGCACCAAGUGAGUACAGUUUUGACUACUCUGUUGAAGAUCCAUUUCAAUCUGAACAAGAAAUAGUCGUAAGGAAUACUCGUGGAGGUGAUUACUAUGUUUUAGUGAAGACGUCCGGUUCAACUUCUAUGAAUAAUAAUCCCGUUUUUCUUUCUCUACUGCCGAAGAUAGAUUCGAGGUAACGGGUUGUUUUCCGAAAUCGGCAGCUCCACGUGGAAACGUAACUCUGAAAAUAGCCGGAACUCUUCUUCCUGAAAAGUUUUCGGCCUCUUUAUUUAAUUCCAGCUUCAGUAUCAAGAGCGAUAAGCGGUACUGGUUUUCAUCUUCUUCAGUCGCUGCUACAUUCGAUGCAAAUCACCUCAGAAAAGGGUCGAGUUAUAGUUUAAAUCUGACUGAUAAUGAUUCCCAAAGGACUUCCAUUCUUCAAAAUGCAUUGACUGUAAUCAGUGGAAGAGAUGGCUUUGUCAAGGUGAAAGUAUCUAUGCCAGAGACUCUCUUUCUUGGGCAAACUGACGUCAUGCAUAUUGAUGUGAGGAACGCUGGUGACAAUGAUUUGAUAUCACCGUUCAUCCAUAUUGAGGCAGCAGGCGGACAACUGAAAUAUAUUCAUGAAUUCCAAAACAAUGAUUGGACGGAAGGUAUGACAAUUAUAAGUGGGUCUUCAGAUGGUCCUGGUGGUAUUUUAUUGCCUUCAGAAACCAGCAGACUACAGUUUCAGAUAAGAUCAGCCACCCCAAACUUGCCAAAUGACAUGAAAGUAGUGGUAUCACAAAUGAAGAACUUAAAUUCUAAACACCCUUAUGUAAACAUGAAGAAUGUAUUGAGACCAACAUCAAUGGAAGAAGUCAUCUGGAAUCCUAUUUGGAAAAACUUCAUGGAGCUAGUAGGAGAGUCGUGGUUAUCACUUCAAAUCAAAGUUUCUGAAAUAAUAAAUGAAAUAUCUGUGUUUGGUCACCGUCAGUACAACUUGGACACUGUCAUAAAACAUAUCCUUGAUAUAGCCGAGGGAUUGGGCGACGAACAGUAUAUUGUGAAAGAAUCUGAUUUUGGCAAAAGCAGUGGAUACGACAGAACAUUCUCGAAGAUUGGUCGUUUAUAUCCUCAACGUAUUGGAUUAAGAAGGGGUAGAGGUCCAUUCGGGAUAGGAUGGAUUAUGCCUUUUUGGGAAACAUAUUUAAUAGGAAUAGAUGAAGCAUUAGCAAUACUUUACUGGAAACGAGAGGAAGUAAUUUUUACAGCAUAUGGAAUUGGAAUGUACAGAAAUCCAGAAAAAGGAAAUUUGACGUUGUCAUUUCGAGACACGAUAUUCUUUUCGGAUCCUGAGACCGAUGACCAAUAUCAUUUCAACUUCACAACGGGAAAGAUUUUAUAUGUUUCACAUCAGAGUGAUAUUACUAAGUUCGUUUAUGACAGUAGCGGUCGUCUUUCCUCUUUGUAUUCGGUGGAGAAAGACACUGCUAUUGAAUACAACGAAAAUGACAACAUUGCGGUAAUUAGGAGACGUAAUAAUGUAACAAACGUUAUGGAAACUUGUUCCUAUGGGUACAAUGAACGGGGCUACUUGUCUACUGUGUAUUGUGGAAAUCAAACCGUUUCUUAUGGAUACAGUGAAAAUGGUGAUCUACUGACAAUUCAUGAAAGCGCAGGUGUGCGCAGAGUUUUUCAGUACGCUGACAACCAUCUGCUUCGUACAGAAGAGCAUUUCAAAGAUGACAAUCUAAUUUCAAAGAAAAUAUAUGACGACUAUCGAAACAGUCGAAUUGAUGUAACGCAUAUGCCUGAAAGAAAAAGAAUAUCGUACUGGAUUGGUCCUGAGAGAAAGGUCAUAGGAUACAAGAAGGAUGGCUAUCCAGUUAUUAAAACCUUGCGAAAACAACAUUCAGAGGAGCAACUGGAAGGGGAUCUGGUGGUGAAAACACUACUAACAAAUGGAGAAAUGACUGAAAUACAAGAUGCCAAUGGCGACAGCAUGGGUUUUUUGGAGAACGAUGAUGGUUAUCGUAUAAUCUUUGUGGAUGGUAACUUGAAUCCGUACUAUAUGUUCAGGUCGCUCAACAAUUCUAUUCACACAAUUAUAUAUCCUGACAAAUCUAAUGAAACAUACGUUAACUUGGAAGAAACUGUUGUCCACAAGGACCAAAGUGGAGGAAAGGUUACCUACCAUUACGACACGUCUCAAAGGUUGGCAGUACGUACCACAGACGACAACUUUCUCUUGUUCAAGUAUACCGGCGAUGGUAGAAUAAAAUCGAUAGCAAAUGAACACUCCAAAUUUACUUUUAAAUACGACAAAAUGGGGCAAGUUACAGAGUUCACAGACGAGGAUCAUAACGUCACCAUAUCUCAAGCUACCGAUGAUUCUGAACUUGUGAGAAACUUAAGAAUGGAAUCUGAUCUUUAUGAUUUAGUAUACAAUUACAAUGUCCAUGGAAAAAUAACAUCAGUGAAGGACAACACUGAUGGCAAAAUGAUUGCAACAAUACUUUAUUAUGAAAAUGGAUUGAUAAAAAAGAAGACACUUGGAAAUAAUGCUACAACACAUUAUGAAUACUACGAAAUAACAAAAUUUCCGAAAGUUUUAUCGAACUAUUAUCCAAAUGGAACUAUAUCCUCAGAAUUCAGAUAUCUUUAUGACAAUAGAGGUCAACUUGAGUCCGUGCAGACAUCCCAGGGCACUUGGAAUUUUUCGUAUGAUUUAUCUGGACAGCUCACAGCCCUUGAGGAUCCUUUUAAUGUUAAAACACUCAUACAAUAUGAUCAAAACAAAAAUCGAAUAGCAUUUACACAGAAUGAUGUUUCAAAACUGUACCAAAUUAAUACUUUAAAUCAAUAUGUUUCAGUUGAUAACAAACAAUACACGUAUGAUAAAAAUGGGAAUUUGAUUUUCAAACCAAAUCGUACCAUGGAAUAUGAUAUAGAUAAUAGACUGUCUCGAUUUGUUGCUGGAGGCACAACUUGCCAACUUAAAUACAGUGCACUUGGACAUUUGCGAAGAAAAAUAUGUGAUAACAGCAAUUUGACAUAUUUUACAGAUCUGUCGGGGAAAAUAUUAAAACAGGUAGACGACACGAAGGGAAUCGUGACGUAUCACAUAUAUGCAGAUGGAAUAGGUUUGCUUGCAACAAAAGAAAAUGGUGUAUACUUCUACUAUCAAUAUGAUGUCUUGGGAUCUGUUAUAGAUAUCUUGAACGGACAAGGUGAUUCUGUAGACAGCUUUACUUACGAUCCAUUUGGGAGUGUUUUAAGCACUUCAAAGAGAAAUCAAGACCACUUUCGGUAUCUUGGACAAUGGGGAGCAAUAUCAUUUAAUGACAUGCCCAGUAUAUACCUUUUGGACUCAAGACUGUAUGAUUCUAGCAUCGGGAGAUUUCUCAGCAUAAAUCGGGAGGGAAUAUUUUGUCAACAGCCAAAUCUUUAUGUUUUCAAGGGAAACAAUCCUUUAAAUUUGGAACUUCGUCACAAUUUUAAUGAAGAUAUGCAUUGCCGUCUUAAUGAACUAGAUGCAGAAACGAUAGUAAACCAUUCCUACAGAAAGACUGUAAGAACACUAUCUAGUGGGAAUAAAAGGUUUACAAAGUUUCAAAGAAAGAAGAGAAACGUUGAUAAAAACGAAGCCAACACUCCACAAAAUACGAAGUCUAACGAAAAGACAGAUAUCAAAAACCGUCAGCAACGAAAAGGCUUCAAUGAAGGGAAUGGAUUGAAGGAUAUAGUAAAUGAAUAUUGGAACUUAGAUGAACGAUUGAAGGACCGCUCUGACUGUGAGAAACAUCUUAUAAAUAAAGGAAUCGAUAAAGUGUUGGAUUUUGUACAGAAGGGUGUGAAGAAGUCGCCCUGGGGUCGGAUAGCCAUGGGUAUUAUUGACGUGGGCGGAUUUUUAUACAAGCACAGGAAAUGCAUUAUGUCACCAUGUGAUUGCUUAGACAAUGCGAUACAGAAAUAUCACAAUGCCAAAAACAAAAUUGACAAGUUGCUGAAUGAUGCUAAUGCCCGCAAAGACGCUAUGAACAACUUCUGUAAUCGAUGGAAUCCUCCGUGUAGAAUCAUAGAUAGUUUGCCUUCUAUGGGUUGUAAAGCCGCAGGUGCUAUCUUCAACAGCCAAUUUCACCAUUUUAAAGAUGGUCUACAAAGCAUGUAUGAUACAGUAAAACCAUACACUGAGAAAUUAGAUAAUGCAUUGGAUUUUGCAUCGGAGGCCUGUGAUGAUCCUUCCAAACUGGGAGACGGAGUCACACAAUGGAUUGGAUCAGUCGAUCCGAACGACAUACUAGGUCCACCGGGUUACGGAGCAGCGAAAUUUAUAUCCUCCAAAACGGAAAUGGUGUACAAAAUACGAUUUGAAAACAUGGAAAAUGCAACAGCACCAGCGCAAAGGGUUCUCAUCGAAAUAUUAUUUCAUCCGAAAUUAAACUCGAGGACUUUUCGUUUGGGAAGCUUUGGGUUCGGAGAAUUUACGGAAGAGCUGAGUUUCAAACAAUCAUUUAUGCAAGUUAAAGUGAAUUUGACCGCGGAAUAUGGUGUUUACGUGUAUGUAAAAUGUGGAUUAGACAUCAUCAACAACAAGGCAACGUGGGAAUUUCAAGCUAUAAAUGCAAGCACAGGUUUGCCGCCAUCAGAUCCAUCCGUCGGAUUUCUACCUCCCAACAACGGAACAACAGGACAAGGAUUCGUGACUUUCUCUAUCAGACCAAGUUCUGACGUCAAAUCUUUGGACAAGAUCACGGCGAAAGCAGCCAUUAUAUUUGACCAGAAUGAACCAAUAGAUACACCUGAAAUAUUCAACACAAUUGAUGAUACUCCUCCAUAUGUUAGAAAUAUUUCUGUCAAUAUGGAAGCAAUGGCUCGUGGAUCUCUGAUUUUAAGUCUGGAUGUUAAAGACGACGAAAGUUGUUUACAAUACGUUGAUGUAUUGUACUCAGAUUCGGAAUUUCUUCUUUUGAUGAGCGGAGUGCAAGAGAAUGCGGUGUCUCUACCUCUGGAACCAGACACUAACUACACCAUCAUACUGCAGCCCGUGGAUAUGAUAGGAAAUUCAGAGACUCUUCAGACCGUAUCUCCGAGAAACUUCUACACCUUCUUCUAUCCGAAGCCAGAAGUUCGAUGUGAUGAUCUGAACAAUUGUUCUGGAAACGGACAUUGUGAUGGAUUAAACUUCUGUUCGUGUUUUGAUGGAUUCUUUGGAAGGGACUGUAUGAAAACUUCACCACCCUUGGAUCCUCCACUGCUAGAUGUCUUUUCUGGAGACCAGCGGGAUUCCACCAUACCGUUAUACUUGUCUUCACAAUCGGUUACGGAUAUCAAAGACGCUGACAUUACCAUCCAGUGUAGGGGGUUUCCCGAUCAGUCUCUUUUCUCGGUUGGAACCGUCAAUAAAGACACCCUCCAUGUACGGGCGGCGGACUUUGGUGAUGUGCUCUUCAUGCCCCCGAUUGGAUACACUGGCAAUUUCUCUUUACGAAUUACUUCAUUCUUAUCAAUAGCAGAUUCUUCAGAGAAAAGUACUCGAGAAUCUACGAUAUCGCUCUCUGUAAAACACCCGGUCAGCGGAACGGACAGAAAGAACUUUGAGAAAACCUACUUCGGAUCAGGGCCUACAGCUACCGAUGAGGCGCCCAGGUUGACGAUGGAAAUUAUGCUUUUUAUGAGUGUCCUGAUCUCAUCAGUAAUUCUGAAAUUAGGGUGAUCGAGUUAUUGACGUAAUAAAUCAGUUAUUCCACAAAGGAAACACCUUAUACAUAAACAAUAGAUAAAAACCAGGAGUGACUGAAUUUAAAAGAACUGAAAUAGUUGAUUUAGUUGCGGAUCUAGAUGGAUUUUAUGGGGGUUGCAACACCACAACCAUCACCAUUUUGUUGAAACUAUUUAACAUAAAACAUUAUUUGAAGGUCUGCAAUUUCCAUUAGUGUGUCCUCUUGGAUCGCACCUCUCACCUUUAAUUUGGUUUUGGAUCUAUUACUAUUGUGUAUAUCAAAAUCCCUUCACAAAUAGUAUAUUAAUACAUGUACUAAUUCAUUUGUCAAAACUGCAGUAUUUGGUGUGGUAAGGGUGUUCAGCCUAUCAUUUACAGUACACUAACAGUUUCAUUAGACGUUCCUUUUAAUUCGCCUCAUGUUUGCUGGUUGGCUUCCCCCUUUUUGAAAAUAAAAUGGCUACAUUUAUCUUUCACACUUUUAAAAUUUAAUCUGAGAGUUCAAUAUUCAGGAGAAAAUAUGUACAAUGUCAUAGUUAUCCAGCAUACACACCAAGAUUCAUGUAAAACUUAUACGGUACCAAUUUUGAUGCACCAGAUGCGCAUUUCGACAAAUAAUGUCUCUUCAGUGAUGAUCAACCGAAAUGUUUGAAAUCCGAAAUAACUAUGAAGUUUUAGAUCUAAAUAUAGCCAAAAACAGCGUGCCAAACAAGUGGAGCCAAAUUCGUCCAAGGAUAAGAGCUAUGCAUGAGGGAGAUAAUCCUUAAUUUUGAAAUGAAUUUCUAAAUUUUAUAACAGCAAUUAAAUAUACAUCCGUAUUUUAAAGCUAGUAACGAAGUACUUAGCUACUGGGCUGUAGAGACCCUCGGGGACUAACAGUCCACCAGCAGAGGCCUCGACCCAGGGGUCAUAAUGUAAAACUUAUACGGUAGCAAUUUUGAUGCACCAGAUGCGCAUUUCGACAAAUAAUGUCUCUUCAGUGAUGCUCAACCGAAAUGUUUGAAAUCCGAAAUAACUAUGAAGUUUUAGAUCUAAAUAUAGCCAAAAACAGCGUGCCAAACAAUCAUUAUAAUUUUCGAGUUCAAAGGUCAAGGGCAUAAACCCUGGAAGACACAACACAUUGUAAGGGAAUUUUACGUUGUACAAAGUACUUGUUCAAUAAGUCAUUCAUUCCUUUGACUUCUUACUGUACGUAUAUAUUAUUAUGAAUUAUGCUUCUUAUUAGGAUGUGCUUAUUUUGCGCAUGUAUAUCUAUAUAGAAUUGCACAAUAUUUGAUUCGGUGAUUACUCGCUCUUUUUCAUUUCCUCUUUGUUGUGGCAGUUAUAUCUGCAGGAUAUUUCAAACAGUAAUUGUCGACGAAAUUCCAGUAUCCCCUCUGUACCAGAUUUUAGGUGCAUUUUUGCAUUUCAUUUCAAUGACACUCGAAAAGAGUCUUCAUGUGAUUACAGAUUUUCGAGUUCGAAGAAUAGCACUUUUUAUGGAGGGAUACUUAUCUUACGAGAUGAUGCCGCAUACUACAGAUGACUUGUUAAUAGAGAUAUAGUUCAUUUUGUAUAUAUAGAUUAUGCUUAUAAAUUUUCAUUCAAUAUGAUAUUCAUCAUGAACUGUCAUUAUUUCUAUAUAUCCUUGAAAUAAUUAUUAUGUCAGGUCAAUGUAUCUACUUUCGUAGAGAAAUAGAAGCAGGUACGAAAACUAUGUGUAUUGCUCUGUAACUCUCUCUUCUUGUGUCUUUUACAUAUAAAGUGCCAUCUAGAAACAAACAAAAAAUAAAUUAUGCUAGUAUUGUGUGGACAAAAUAAAUAGUAUUUUAAUUCUU